UUAAACACUAAACCAAAUAGACCUUCUUCAGCAACUUCCUUCAUCAAAUAUUCUGCAUUCAUGGUUAGACGGUUACUCAUUACUGUCCAAGAACAAGAAAUACGUUGUCUUGUCGUGGUUAAAGAAUUGGAUCGUUGGUUGCAUCGCCAUUCUUCAUUCAACAUUUGUGGUUCUUCUCAUCUCCUCGUAGUUGUACUGUCUGAAACAUAAGUGAACUUAAUCGAUUGUCAAUUAUUAGAGCAUCAAUGGCAUCUUUUGAACCAACCAUUAGCCUGGAUGAAUAUGCAUUUAUUCCUCGGGAGAAGAUGCAGCAGCCUAAAAUGGGCAGGAAAGCUAUUACUGAUAUGACUAAGUCUAAGAAGCAGCUUGCAAAGGACAAUUCAUCAGUAAAGAACCUCAAUACUCUAAAGGCACCGGAAAAGGUGGUGCAACCUAAAAUUCGCAGGAAACCUCUUGGUGAUUUAACAAACUCGAAGCAGCCAUGUGUACUUGAAAAUUCAUCCAAGAAAAACUGUAUUAAGAACGUUUAUGCUUUCAAGAAAGAGCAACUUUACAGUUUUGCUUCAGGGGAAGGUUUUCUGCAUAACCACAACGAGUGCAUGAAGGCAAAUCCUCAAUUAUUGAAUAUGAGCAUGGAUUAUUUUCUGGAAACUGUUGCGCUCAAAAGAGAUUCUUCAGCUCUUCAGCUCCCUCAACUGUACAAGUCCUCAACUUUGGAGCUCGACACCUCUAUGACGAUUGAAGAGGUGGAGUUUCUAAACAUUUCGGCUCCUCCAAGUCCUCAAACACCAAGGUUUGCUGGUUCUCCUAGUCGGGAUUUGGAUUGUAAGAAUUUGGAGCUUUCACCUUUGAGGCUUAAAGAUACACCUGUCAGGGUAAAAAUCUCCAUUUGAGGCUUUAUUAUCGAUUGGAUUGAAGGUUGGAUCAUUGACAUUGUUCGGAGUAAUGAAGCAGAGUGACUCAUUGCUAGACGGGGCAAUGAAAACUUCAACUGUUAGAUGAAAGUAGAAUAAGUGAAUAAAUCCGAAUGUAGAAAUGAGAGAAGUAAAAACUAACUAAAUAUUAGUCCUGAAAUCUUCAAUCUUGAUGUUAUAACUUAGUACUUUGAUAGUUUGAUUAAUUGAUUUUGUAAAUAUGAAUAUGUUGUCUUUAGCUUUAGAAUAUCAUAGUGUGAUAAGAGUGAA
Molecule: messenger RNA, 1184 nt
Organism: Amaranthus tricolor (Joseph's coat)
Lineage: Eukaryota; Viridiplantae; Streptophyta; Magnoliopsida; Caryophyllales; Amaranthaceae
Exons: 5
Coding region: 246-893 (215 amino acids)
Biological process (GO): regulation of mitotic cell cycle
Source: RefSeq, a predicted model, not a curated record